GCGAAGAUCCGGGGGCUGGCUGCCAGAGAAGCACUGCUGAGUGUAAACACUCCAAAGUGUCUCAGAAUGCCCUUAUCGUAGCCAGCCCAAAAGCAGUUGUGCUCUGGAGCUCUGCAGCCAGGAGCAGUCCUGCAAGCGAGGAGUGUUUAUUGUUGAUUAUUAGAACUAACGAAACUACAGCCAAGCUGACCAGAAAGACUGGAAUUUCAUCUCUCUCACUCUCUCUUUCCCUCUGUCGCCCACUCAUUGGGUUUCUUUCUCUGCCAGCCUUUAAAACCAGAGAUUACUGGGUCAGUGACACUCAUUAUUCCUUUCAUACAGUAUGCUCUUAUGCUCAGCCUCCUGGAGUAAUGCUGCUACGUGAUUUACAGACAUUAAAAGUGGUCUGAGAGAAUAUUCAUCAUUUUGUCAGGAUUGACCAAUGAAUUUUUUAAAAACUUGAGGAUAUUUUGAAAGUCAUCUGUUCAAAUUGCAGUCAAAAGGUGCAUCAUAAUAGAAAACAUGUGGUACAUUUUCACCUGUGACUAAUGUUUUGGUUCUCCAUUAUAUGGUGAGUGUUUUCUAGAGGAGGAAGGGAAGACUCCUUUCGCCAAGAACUUUUUCACUAGGAGAAAAGAACUGGCAUAGCCUCAUAAUAUGAAGCCCUUCGAGAAAAUCUGGUUGUUGACAUUGCUGUUUGUUCUCCUAAGAGUUGUCUGCUCCUCCUUUAUAAGUGUCAACCUUGGCAUUAAAGUGAUGAAGGGACAAUCUGUGUUCCUGUCAGAAGAUGACCUCAAGUUUUCCAUCCCCAGAGAGAAGGAUGUGUGCAAAGUCGAAGUUGUGAGAAAAGAGCCGAUAACACAGAGAGUUGGGAAGCUAACUCCACAGGUUUUUGACUGUCACUUCCAUCUUAAUGAAGUCAAGUAUACCCACAACGGUUGUCCGAUUUUAGACACAGACACAGUCAUGCUUAGGCUGUACAGGUUUACAGAAAAUGAAACCUUUGUAGAAACAUUCACCCUCCAUGUGCAGUUGCUUGAGCCAGACUGUAACAUCAUCAAAAUGCGCUCCCGAGCCCUGGUGGUGCCUGAGUACUAUGGUCUGUCAAGGGCAAUUGACAAGAACAUCCUCGCUUUUGACUACAACAGGAAGAUAAAUCUGGAAUGCACCAUUUCCAUAGCCUCUUCAGAAACCCACCUCCCUGCUCAUGGCCAGCUCAUCACGGGGGAUGUGCGGCAGGAACAGCUUCGAGGGGAUCAAUCACAGAGCUUCCUCUUUGGCCCUAAGCACAGCCCAGGCCAGCAGUGCAGAAAUGGGAGCUGUGUGUUGGGACUGCGAGUCAUACAAAACACAAAAAUGAGCUGUGAAGAGUUUCUGAGGAAGGGCAUUCGGUAUCAGCACCUUGACCCUCACUCGCCAGAUAUUGAUUAUAUUCCAGUGAGGCUGGAUCUCACAGACAGCAGAAGCAAAACUCUGCACAAGACUGAGUAUGCGUGGCUCCCUAUUCAGAUUAAAAGUGCUCUGCCCAAUCAAAUGCCCAGAGCUGUUCCAACGACAAAGUUCUUCUUGGAAGUAGACCAAUUUAUUUUAACUCCCAUUACAACCACAACGGUUGAUGCUGAAGACAAAGAAACUCCAAAGUCCCUGUUGGUGUUCAACAUUACAAAGCCACCUCUGCAGGGCUUCAUUACUCAUCUGUCAGACCACACAAAGCCUGUUGGUUCCUUCACAUGGAAAGACCUCAGUGAAAUGCUCAUUGCUUAUCAACCUCCAAACAACAGCCACACAGAGAGGAGGAAUUAUGAGCUGGAGGUUGAGGUUCAUGAUUUCUACUUUGAGAAAAGUUUACCAAUCAUAGUGCAACUUUCUAUCAGAACGGCAGAUACAAACGCUCCUCGAGUUUCGUGGAAUACAGGCCUCAGCCUUCUGGAAGGGCAAUCCAGGCCAAUUACAUGGCAGCACCUACAGGUGGUAGACAAUGAUGAUAUCCAAAAUGUUCGCUUGGUCACCGUUGAUGGCUUACAGCACGGGAGGCUCACAGUGAGAGGAGGAAAAGGAUUCAUGUUUACAGUUUCUGACAUUCAGUCUGGAGUUGUUUACUACCAUCACGAUGACAGUGAUUCCACAAAAGAUUUUGUGGUGUUCAGAAUUUUUGAUGCCCUGCAUAGUAUUCGCCAUAAGUUUCCCAUCAGUAUCCUCCCUAAAGAUGACAGCCCUCCAUUUCUUAUCAGCAAUGUGGUAAUUGAAGCACAUGAGGGACAGACAAUCCUGAUCCAGGGCUCCAUGCUUCAAGCUUCUGACAUGGAUUCCAGUGAUGACUACAUAGUAUUCAAUAUUACCAAGACACCACAGGCUGGAGAAAUCAUGAAGAAACCAGGGCCAAACUUAAUAGGGUAUCCUGUCAGCAGUUUUCUUCAAAGGGAUCUGUUUAAUGGAAUAAUUUAUUAUCAUCAUUUGGGAGGAGAAGUAUUUGAAGAUUCCAUUGAGUUCGUGCUGUGUGAUAGCCGUGACCCUCCCAAUCUCUCAGAGCCACAGGUGAUGAUGGUGCACAUUAUUCCUGUGGAAGAUCAGCUACCCAGAGAAGCCCCAGGAGUGACCCGUCACCUGGUUGUUAAGGAGACUGAGAUUGCUCACCUGACUAAGAAACAUCUCCACUUCAUAGAUGUAGAAGGGCAAGACAGGGAACUCACAUACACCAUAACCACUUCCCCGUUUUUCUCUUGCGUGCAUGGUCACUCAGAUGCUGGGAAGCUGUUUAUGGUGGAUACCAUCCCCAAACUUGUCAAGGAUCCUGCUGCUCUUGCUCUGAGUUCAUUUACUCAGCAUGCUGUAAACUUUAUGAAAGUUGCUUACAUGCCCCCACUGCAGGACAUUGGGCCCAAUCCUCAACAAGUCCAGUUUGUAUUUUCUGUCAGCAAUCAGCAUGGCGGCACAUUGUAUGGGAUCUGCUUCAAUAUCACAGUUCUUCCUGUGGACAACCAAGCCCCAGAGGUUUUUAUGAGCCACUUGAGGGUGGAAGAGGGCGGCCUGAGCCCUGUCACAGAGGAAAACAUUCUCAUCUCUGAUGUGGACACAAAACAGGAGCAUCUCCUCCUCCUUCUUCAGCGACAGCCUCAGCAUGGGACAGUGGAGCUGGAUGGAGUUCCCAUGAAGGAAGGCGACAAGCUUUCCUGUGGGGACCUGCAUACCCUGUCAGUCAGGUAUCAACAUGAUGGUUCUGAAACUCUUACAGACGAAGUCCUUUUUGCAGCCACAGAUGGCAUUCACUCCUUAGAGUUCACCCUGCAGGUCAAGGUGUUGCCCAUGAACGAUGAGCCACCUGUUAUGCAAACAGGGCUCAUCAAUGUGCUACGCUGCCUGGAGGGUGAAGAAGUGGUCCUCUCCUCAGAGUACAUAUAUGCCACAGAUGCAGACAGUGACGACAUGAAGCUGGUGUUUGUGCUGGUUCGCCAGCCCUCCCUGGGGGUACUGAGGAAAGCUGGAAUUGCUGUGGAGCGUUUCUCCCAGGCUGAUGUCAUCUCUGGUUUAGUCACGUAUAAGCACACUGGUGGGGAGAUUGGCCUGAAUCUUUCCUUUGAGAUCUUAACUUUUGUUGUUUCUGAUGAUGAAGCUGGUCCAGAUGUGAAAGACUGCUGUUAUGAUAGACCUCUUCCUCCUCCAGUUCCUCUUCACCAUCCACUCCCAGUGUACAACCUUAAUAUCACUAUACUUCCAGUGGACAACCAAGCUCCAUCCAUUGCGACUGGUGCAAGAUUUGUUGUGGAGGAGGGCUCCUCGGCAGCCCUUACCUCUAACCAUUUGCUUGCCAGUGACCCUGACACCACUGCAGAUGACUUAGAGUUUGUUUUGGUUUCUCCUCCUCAGUUUGGUUACAUUGAAAAUGUACUGCCUUCUCCUGGGUUUGAGAAGAGUAACAUUGGUAUAAGUAUAGCUUCGUUUCAGUUGAAGCAUCUGAAAGCCCUGAAUAUAAACUACGUACAAGCCAGGCACAUGCGAAUGGAGCCAACAGCAGACCACUUCGUGCUUUAUGUCACCGAUGGGCUGCAUCGUUCAGCAGAGAUUCCAUUCUUUGUGCUGAUCAACCCAACCAAUGAUGAAGUCCCAGAAUUCAUAGCAAGAAAUAUUACUGUUCAAGAAGGUAUGAUGAAAGAGCUGGAUCUCUCUGUUAUCAAUGCUGUUGAUCUGGAUGUACCUAAAGACCACUUGGUAUUUGGUGUUGUGCAGAAGCCCUUACAUGGAUUCCUCAUUAAUGGAGUUCAUGGCAAUGAUAUUCUACACUACAAAGAGUUAAUUCACCAACACAGCCGUGGGUUACUUGUUCUUGACUUUUCUAUGGAGCUACUGAAGAAUGGUAUGAAACUGAUGUACAUGCAUGAUGAUUCAGAAAACCUCAAUGACAGCUUUAGAAUCCAGCUAUCAGAUGGGAAACAUAAAGUCCUCAGAACCAUUUCAGUAAAGGUCAUCCCAGUUAAUGAUGAGAAACCAGUGCUGCGCAAGAAGGAUAAUAUAGAGGUGCAUAUGGGUGAAACUCGAAUAAUUUCUAGUGCUGUUCUGUCAGCUGAAGAUAAAGACACCCCUAGGGAGAGAAUUUACUACUUAUUUGAAAGACUUCCAGAAAAUGGCCAGCUUCAACUCAAGGUAGGCAGAGACUGGGUGACUCUCCAAACCGGAAUGAAGUGCACUCAGGAAGAACUGGAUAUGAACCUUGUGAGAUAUGUCCACACAGGACCUAUAGGUUCCAAGAACCAAGACCUGUUCACAUUUUAUCUGUGGGAUGGGUACAACAGAUCCCCAGCUGUAGACUUCUACAUAAAUAUCAAGAACAUGGAAAAGGGAGACAUUGCUGUUUUCAUAAAACCUCUCAAGGUACCAAAAGGGGAUCGAGGCUACAUUACAACUGAUGUCCUCCUUUCACUGGAUGGUACUGACAAGCCUGAGGAGCUUCUCUAUGUGAUAACUUCCCCACCUCAGUAUGGACAAAUAGAAUAUGUUAGCUAUCCUGACAUACCCAUUACGAGCUUCAGUCAAAUGGAUGUAGCAAGUCAAACAGUCUGCUAUGUUCACAACACCAAGGCAGCUAUUCCUGAAGAUACAUUCAGAUUCAUCAUCAGCAAUGGCCUGAGGACUAAACAUGGAACAUUCAUGAUCUCCUUGGAGGCAGUCGACCAAACUUUGCCUACACUAUCUAGGAACAUGGGGUUAAGAUUAGUGGAAGGCAGUAUGGUACUCCUUUCUCCUGAUGUCCUGCAGCUUACAGACUCUGACACUGCCAAAGAAAACCUUACCUUCCUCUUGGCUCAGCUCCCCAAGUAUGGUCAUCUCUAUUACCGAGGGGCUAUACUACUGCAAUACAAUUUCACCCAACAAGAUGUGGAUAAUAUGGAUGUUGCAUACAAGCACCGAGGUGGGGAUUCCCAGAUUGACAGAUUUACAUUUGUUGCAACAGACAGGACUAAUCAAGGCUUCAUUGUGAAUGGGAGGGUGCAGAUCGAGCCAGUGGCAUUCACCAUUCAGGUGGAUCAUUUGGACAAAAUGGCACCAAAAAUCAUUCAUCUCCGUUGCUUAUCUGAUGUGAAAAUGCUGAAGAACGGCAAUUAUGGGAUCUAUAUUACUUCCAGGUCCCUGAAGGCAACUGACCCCAAUACCGAGGAUGACAAAAUAUUUUUCAAGAUCUUACGCGGUCCUCAUUAUGGUUACCUGGAAAAUAUAACAACAGGUGGACUUAUUCAUGAAGGAUUUAGCCAAAAGGAUUUAAAUAGCAGAAUUAUACUUUAUGUCAUCAAUCCAUUGUGCGAAGUGAAUUCAGACAGCUUGGAGUUUCAGGUUGCAGAUACCAAUGGAAAUUCAGCGGCUCCCCAAAUGCUGGAGCUACGGUGGUCUCGCAUUGAAAUGCAGCAGACGGAGUAUGAGGUGUGUGAGAACGUGGGGACGGUGUCCCUGAAAAUCAUCAGGGCAGGACACUCUGCUGACUCUGCCUUCAUCGCAGUGAAGGUCAAUGAAAUAUCUGCUGUGCUGGGAAAGGACUUUACAGUGACUCCCUCCAAACUUAUUCAGUUUGAUCCAGGAAUGUCAAGCAAGAUGUGGAAUAUAGCAAUUACUUAUGACAGAUUAGAGGAAGAUGAUGAAGUCUUUGAAGUAGUUCUGAACUCCUCUGUGAAUGCUGUUCUUGGCACCAAGACAAAAGCUGUAGUGAAAAUUUUGGACUCAGAAGGAGGUCAGUGCAGCUCUUUACAUUCUUCCAGCCAAAGCAAGCAUGACUUCUGGAGGAGAGGCACGCUGUUUGCAGUUUCCUCAGGCUCUUCAUCACCUUCCAGGCCUGGCAGUGUUCACUUGGAGGGGAUCCCACCACCUCCUUCCAAAGGGAUGAGAGAGCACAGGGAUGACAUGCUGCAGGAGCGCAGCUUGGCAAAUCAGGCAAGGGCCAGGCUGAGAGUGACUGGAAAUGGCAGAAUAGUUCAUCCUUCAUCUGUAUUUAGAAAUGGAACAGAUGUGGUUUACAAAUACCAUGGGAUGGUAUCACUCAAAAUAGAGGAUGACACCUCAUCAGCUAAAGCAAACAAGAAGGCUGAAGUGUCAGUAAUUAACCAAGCACAAUCGCAGAUAAAUGUAAUUUCCACUAGGAAGACAGAAAUCCCACAGGCUGAUGAGUCAGAACUGGCAUCUGAACCAAGCUCAAGACGUCAGGACUUUCACUCUUUUUCAAGGGCCUGUACACCAGAUUUGAAGGGGCUCGUGCAUUAUGAAGAAAACACUCAAAAGUUAUUUCAGUGUGAUGGGAUAAAAUGGAAAUUCUGGAGUUCCCAAAGCAAGGAGGUGAGUGUGAAAAAAUGUCCCUCUGGAUGGAGUCAUCAUGAUGGCAGCUGCUAUUUCCUGGUAGUGAAUCACAAGGUCACCUGGGAUACUGCUGCUCAGGCCUGCAGAGAACAAUACCUGGGGAGUCUCACAAGUGUGGCUAAUGAACAACACAUGCAGUGGUUGUGGGACUUCGGCGGAAGGAAGCCCUUUUGGAUAGGCUUGAAUGACCAAGUCAAUCCUGGACAGUGGGAGUGGAAUGGAGGAGAACCUGUUACCUACAUAAACUGGAGAAGAGGCUCCUAUCACUUUCCAAAGAGAGGCAACAACUGUGUAGUGGUGCAGAAGAGAGGAAAAUGGCAAGCAACUGACUGCAAGAAGGCCAAAUGGAACAGCUACAUAUGUUCAAGAAAGCUGUAAAAAAUGGGGAUCGCUGUGAAAGCAUGUGGACAUUCCUUUUGUUUCUGUCUAUUUAUCUGCAGACAAGUGGGGGGAUGCAGAUAGAAAACUAUCUUAAUUAUCACCAAAGAUUAUUUUAUAUGCUGCCAGAGAUCCAGAUGCUUUGGACUCUUACCAAGAAUUAGAGGUCAGUUGUAAACAGCAAGUCCUGGUCAAGGCUUUGAUCUCUCUCCAAAUACAUCUAUCUGUCACUUGAUUCAUUUGUAUUUUCACACUAAAGAACUAGGCCUGACAGCCUACAUCAAAUUUCUGUGUAAAAAAACUUUUUUCUUUUUUUUAAAAAAAAGAAAGUAGCACAUCAGUCAGUUUGUUUCACUCUUAAAGAUUGAUUGUGGAUUGGCUGAUAGUUUAAUUAAUUUGUAAUAAAAACUGCAGUUUUAUCCUGCAGUCACAGAGAAAGAAAGACAACUUGGGAUCGAAAUGAGGGCAGACUCUGCUGGCUAAAAGCAAGUUCUCUUGGGUGAGGAUGGCACAGACACUUUUGGAAUACCUGUGCUUUUUCUGUGGAUAACCUACUACAAUGUCUUACAGAAAGAGUAACAGUGAAAGUGUUUACUGACAGCAUACCAACAUGAGCAAAGUCUUUUGUUACUUUUUCUGCCAUCCAAGAACAGUUUCAGAUCCAAAUCUAUCUGCUCACACAGAGCUGCAUGUUGUUUGACAUUUCUGACUAAAAUUGUUCAAUGUUUUUUGGAGUUCCAGGAUGGUGCUAUCAUUUUUGCAGUGUAAUUAAAUAAUGUAAGCUCUCUAGAUCUAAUGCUAUCUCAAAGAAUGAUUUACACAUGCACACAAAAUUAAUACAGAAGCUUAAUCCCAGAAUAAUAUCAUAGGAUAUUCAGUGACACAUGAACAUCAAUAGGAUUUGUAUGUGUGUAUAAGCCAAUGUAACUGUAAGACACACAUUAUAUUAAAGCAGCUAUGGAUUUUGAAAGUAUUAAUCUAAGUCCUUAUUAGGGAUUUAAGGUUUUUAAAAAUAAUAAUAAAAAAUCCAGAUUUAGUUUUGAGAGAGGCUUAAAAUCAGCAUUUAACAGGAAAAAAAAAAGCCAACCAGCUGCCCAUAACAUUCAAUUUUGGUAACACUUUGAAAUCCAGAAAUCUUGUUGUAGGACUUUCUUACUCCCAGCCUUAAAGUUAAAACAGAAACAAAUCGUAAGCUUCCUAAAAACAAUAAAACUUCUCUCAAACAUUCCCUCUGCCCACCAGGAGCGUGUGACAGGUGGCAUGGCACAGCGUAUGGCGAAUUUACCCUGUUCCAAACAAACUCUCAGCCCUCCCAUCUGCCUGCCUGCUGCCAGCAGUUGAUUCUGUCCAUGCCCUCUGUAAGUUCAUCAGUUUGUCCAGCCUCUGAAUCAAUUGCAUUGGUGCACCAUUUUCAUCUCUGCUCUUUCUAAGGUUCUUCAAAGUCUGGUGAAGGAACAGAUGCAGCAGAAUCACCUCUCUACGCUGAAGAACACCAUUCUAGGUUUUAUUUAUCCCUACUUCUUGUCUGUGAUGUGUUGGAAUAGGCACGUGAGUAGCUAGCUGGACAACCCUUCUAUGUAGUGAGGACCUUUGUGAAGUAGCUAUGGUAAAUAAGCACAAGUGCAUCACAAGUUUAGACAUAAAACACUGUGGACAGAACCUUAUCACUGUUAAUUCUAUUAUCAACAGAUACAACCUAACAUGUUUCCAGGACUUCUUUUUUGUAACCUGUUGCCAAGCUUCUAGACACUUUUAUAGACACUAACACUUUUGCUUAAGGAAUUAUCUAAACCAAUACAUUUAUGCUAAUUGUUUCAAGGAUUCCCCAAACCAUGUAGCUUCUGAGUACCUGUCCAGGCCUGUUUUUACUUCUCAUAGUUUUCAAUGAAAAAAGCCAGUAAGAGUCCAGUGAGGCACACGUGGGACCUCUGACUGUGUUCUGGAAUCACAGCGAAAAACUACUAAGAGAACAUGUUAAGAUAACCAGAAACUUUUAUUUCUUCGGGGAUUUCCUGUUGCAUUUAUUGGUGCUAUCUAUAUGAAACUUACAAGGAUUGUUUAAAUGCCUCUCCUAAUUAUUUAAUGAAUGACCAUAACAAAGUGGGAAUUUUGGCCAUAGAGUUUUUGUUACUUGACCAAAAAGUAAUAAAUGGCUAAUGCCUAGACUGAGAUAACAAAGAUCUCAGGUUUUUUUUGUAUACGAAGAGGGGAGAAUUCUCCUAUAUUGUACCUUUCUUAAAGUACCUUAAAGUGAUGGAAGAAUAUGAAACCUUCACUACAAAACAGACUGUUACUUGUGCAAAAUGUAUGUGUUUACUGGUUUCAUUAAAUCUACAGCAAUGUAUUCAUUAAUAAAGCUAAAACUCUUGAAAGAUA
Numida meleagris (helmeted guineafowl) is the source of this 9567-nucleotide messenger RNA. RefSeq names its product FRAS1 related extracellular matrix 1 (gene FREM1). Gene Ontology annotation, biological process: cell communication. The record is from RefSeq and is a predicted model, not a curated record. Lineage: Eukaryota; Metazoa; Chordata; Aves; Galliformes; Numididae. The coding region runs from base 637 to 7191 and encodes 2184 amino acids. Gene Ontology annotation, cellular component: membrane. The transcript has 37 exons.